Penaeus vannamei (Pacific white shrimp) is the source of this 1657-nucleotide messenger RNA. The record is from RefSeq and is a predicted model, not a curated record. Lineage: Eukaryota; Metazoa; Arthropoda; Malacostraca; Decapoda; Penaeidae.
UAUUUGUUCCAAGUUGACUUUCUGAGAUGAAACCUACUGCUGUAUAUAAUUUUUUUUCCACAGACACAAACAAGGUCACCCUCGAGAAACUUAAUGAGAAGCUGUUUGACAAAACUGAAGAGAUUUUUAGUGAUAUUGAAAAGGCAGUUAAGUUCAGAAAGCCACCAUCAGUACUAAGGGAACUGUGGACAAAAUUUUACCAGACCAUUGCCCACCAAGACCAGGAAAGGGGAAGCUGUCCUCAGCAAGCAGUCGAUAAUCCGGAGGUUCAUCUUUUCAAAAAGAAGGAAUUAAUGUCUAUCCUAAGUGAUACAAGAUUAACUUGGAAUACAUUAGAAGAGAUUGGACACAUGAGUUUAGAGGAGCAGUUUCAUCAGCUUGGAUGUAAGCUUAGACUUCUUGAAAAAGAUAGUGAGGAAUAUAAGCUUUUGGAGGAGUAUGCAGGUGCUUGCCCAAACUCUCGUCGAGGAACUCUGUUGGACGUGUGGUCUGUGCAUCGUCCUCAAGACAAGAUCAGAGCGGAAGAGCAUGCAAAGCUGGACUACCGCAAGCUGCUCUGGUACGGAGUUAACGUGGCUCAGAUGGCUGCCGUACUGCAACAUGGAUUACGAAUCACGCCAUUUUCUGGGGGAAGCUUGGGCAAGGGGAUUUAUUUAACUCCAGAACAUGCAAAGGCUUCAUGGAAUGUGGGUGUUCACUGGGGAAAAUAUGAAGAUGAACGGAAUGUUGGUUUCAUGUUCCUUGUGGAGACUGCACUUGGCAGAAUGAGGUACAUCAAAAUGGGUAACAGUUCGCUGACCAGACCACCGGAUGGCUUCAAUUCUAUAGCUGCUAAGGGAAGAUUAGAACCAGAUCCAUCAAAUGAUGAGAUGAGAAAAUUUGAUGGCAAGAGAGUUGUGGUACCCAUUGGACCUCCUGUGCCGCAGAAAGAAUUUGAGGCAAGCGGCUUCCUACAGAGCCAAUAUGUGGUCUAUGAUGAAGGACAGGUGCAGCUUCGAUAUCUUACAAAGUUUUCAUUUGCUUAAGAGAUAAAUCCUGUGAUAUAUAUAUAGACGUCUGGUGUGCUUUUUUUUUUGUUGAUGUUAGGAGUCUUCUAUUUUUUUGCUCUAUAUAUUUAUUUGAUUUUUUACUUCUAUCAAGCAUUUGAUAAAUAUUCCAUAGAUCUGAUAAAUCCAGAGUUAUUUAUUUAUCCAUAGCAUAUACUGUUCAUGCAUAUUGUUAAUUAUCAUGGGAAGAUAAUGCACAAAAUGUAUUUCAUGACAUGUUCAAUCUUGUGUUUAUUGUAUACAUAACACAAACACACACACACUCUCUCACAUAGAUAUGUUAUUAUUAAUAUCCUGGCAUUUUUAGUGUUUAUUUUGAAUUGUUAUCAAGAAAAAUAUGCCUUAGUAUGCAUACUUACAUUCUCUCUCUCUCAUUUUCAUAUAGAUUUUCAUUAAAAAAGUAAACAGUGUUGUGUAUAUAGUCAGUGCGUGUACUAUGUAGUGGUAGUCCUCUUUAAUUCAUUUUUAUUUCAUAGUUUCCAUUAUCUUUUUUAUUGUAUAAUAUUUAUUGCCAUCUCAAAAAGUGUUAAAAAGGAAGUUCAAUAACAGCUGGUGAAGGACCAAUAGGGUGCAGAGAUAGCCAAAGACAAGGGACCAAGGUGUAAGUAAAA